AUGGGGGUACUCAAAUAUUUCCUUGGCAUAGAAGUCGCCCGUUCUCAGCACGGUCUCUAUCUCUGCCAAAGGAAAUACACUUUGGAUAUUUUGGAUGAUUGUGGUCUCACUGGAGGUCGGCCUGCUGAUUUUUCAAUGGAGCAAAAUUUAAAACUUUCAGAUACAUCAGGGCCCAUCCUCAGUGACCCAGCUCCCUAUCGACGGUUGGUUGGUCACUUAAUCCAUCUCACUGUCACACGACCGGAUAUUGUACAUACUAUUAAUAUGUUAAGCCAAUUCAUGCAUCAACCCCGUCAACCGCACCUUGACGCCGCACACCAGUUACUUAGAUAUUUGAAAGGUACACCAGGUCAAGGUCUCCUCAUCCCUGCCAAGAAUGCUCUUGAACUCAGUGCUUACUGCGAUUCGGACUGGGCCAGUUGCCCGAUGACUCACGUUCCACAAUUGGUUAUUGCAUAUUUCUUGGCUCUGUUCCCAUAUCUUGAAAGACAAAAAAACAAGUCACUGUAUCUCGUUCUUCCGCAGACCUUUCUUAUGGAGUGA
This is a messenger RNA of Telopea speciosissima, 543 nucleotides long. RefSeq lists its product as uncharacterized. The record is from RefSeq and is a predicted model, not a curated record. The coding region runs from base 1 to 543 and encodes 180 amino acids. The transcript has a single exon. Lineage: Eukaryota; Viridiplantae; Streptophyta; Magnoliopsida; Proteales; Proteaceae.